UUAUCAAUCACUAUUAAAUACCAAAAAACAAUAAAAUUUCUUUUGAAUUUGUAGUAAUUGUAUUGCUAAUACAUUUUCUUCAGCAAAUUCCAACUUGAGAAAAAUAUCCUUAUUUGUGCAAAAUGACAUUUGAUCUAAUGAUGAUAAGGUCGAUGAUGUUGUUAGGAUUGAUCAAAUGUGCAGCCAGUGGACUUGACAAGGUGGGCGGUAAGCAUGGCUGGGACCAGAAUGUUAACUAUACUGAUUGGGCUUCUCAUCAACAUUUUUACGUUGGCGAUUGGCUUUAUUUUGUGUUUGACAAGCACUAUUACAACGUGCUGGAGGUGAACCAGACGAACUAUGAGCAGUGUAUUGAUAGCGAUUUUAUAUCAAACAUUACAAGGGGUGGGAGAGAUGUUUUUCAUCUAACUCAAGCAAGGCCUUAUUACUUCAUCAGCAGUGGAGGUUACUGCUUCCAUGGAAUGAAAUUAGCUAUAAAUGUUGAACAACCUUUGCCAGCUUCUCCAGCACCUUCUUCAUCAGACAAAACUAAUGCUUCUCCACCCCAAAUUGACAAACAUUUGAUUAUACCAGUUUUCGCGAGUAGCACUCUUGUGUGGAUGUUUUUGUUUGCUCAAGCUACAUAGUCAUGACUUCACUGUGUUUUCUACAGCCUGAGGAGGAUUUAAUCUUUAUGGAUUUACAUUUCUUUCACACAGACACAAAUACAUAUCUAGGUUUAUCUUAAUUUUGAGUUCGGAAAAUUGUUUGUGUUUCAAAGUUUAUUAGGCAAGCAGCUAGGAGUGUUUUUCGUUUUUGAUUCAUUAUUGAAUUCCCUGUCAAAUGUUGCAUUCUAUUGUACUUUUUGAAUUUAUUUGUUAGAAUUCCUGGUUCCGCCA
This is a messenger RNA of Solanum pennellii, 878 nucleotides long. RefSeq names its product lamin-like protein. NCBI's taxonomy places the organism in Eukaryota, Viridiplantae, Streptophyta, Magnoliopsida, Solanales, Solanaceae. The coding region runs from base 123 to 626 and encodes 167 amino acids. The transcript has 2 exons. The record is from RefSeq and is a predicted model, not a curated record. Gene Ontology annotation, molecular function: electron transfer activity. Gene Ontology annotation, cellular component: plasma membrane.